AUGGCUCUGACUGUUCUGCUGCUGAUAGGUCUUGCUGCCGUGCUGGGACCGUCUGCCGGACAGCAACCCAUUGCCUCUGUGUCUACGUAUCGUCCUGAUCAGCAAAAGGUGAUUACUGACGUGCAUAAUGAUUUCCGGCGUUACGUGAAACCAAGCGCCAGCAACAUGUUGAAGAUGAAAUGGGAUCCAAUUGCUGCUGGCAAGGCUCGACUCUGGGCAAACCAGUGCACUUACCAGCAUAGCCCAGUAAUACAAAGAACCAUCGCCAUAAUUGCUAUUAGCCCCAGCAGUAAAUGCUAUCAGCACCAGCAACCGGAUCUUUUCCGACCCCCGUCUUCCGCCGAGGAGCGGAUUAAGCUCUGGGCCCCCAAACUCAAGCAACGGGGAAGUUGA
Messenger RNA from Sphaerodactylus townsendi, 393 nucleotides. Its product is annotated as cysteine-rich venom protein pseudechetoxin-like. Bases 1 to 393 code for a protein of 130 amino acids. The transcript has 4 exons. Lineage: Eukaryota; Metazoa; Chordata; Lepidosauria; Squamata; Sphaerodactylidae. The record is from RefSeq and is a predicted model, not a curated record.